Molecule: messenger RNA, 380 nt
Organism: Cylicocyclus nassatus
Lineage: Eukaryota; Metazoa; Nematoda; Chromadorea; Rhabditida; Strongylidae
Source: the annotation of a GenBank genome assembly
GAAAUGUAUUUCUUUCAGCUAGCAGCUUCUCUGAUACUUUUCACCAAUGAAGGCGUCUGUGAUUAUCAUCUUGUCGCUUCUGAGUUUGGCUUUGACGUUUGAUUUGGCACAAUCACAUCCAUUAUCCGAUUCAUUGAUUGAUGACAAGUCAGAAGAAGUGGAUACACAACGCAGCAUCCGCCAGAAAAGACAGUUCUACGCAUAUGGAGUGCCUGCACUUGCAGCCUAUCAUUCGGUCGCCUAUCCUAGCUAUCUCCGUGUUUAUCAUCCUGGCUACGUGUAUCUAUAGGAAUCGGACCAUUUCCUGAUGUGAACAUAGCUGAUAGGUUUUGAUUCUGUAUUAUGACGUUUUUCCGUUUGUAUCCGUCUGGAUAUCGCUU